UCACGACUUGCAGACGUGUGACUGGCCACGAAACGUUGGCUGCCCGGGAGGAGGAUCGUCCAAUAAAGAGGUCGAGGAAGAUCCCCUGUUAGAAAGAUCCGCAAAACUCGAGACGAUACAGGAACAGCAGCAGCAGCAACGACAGCAACAGUUACGAGAUCAGCAGCAACAGCAGCAGCAACAACGACCCAUUCAGAGGCAGCCGAUCACGGUUACGACCGUGUCGUCGCCGGUUUCGCAGAUCACCGAGAGGCAGCUGAGGCAACGACAGCACUCGAGGAAUUAUCACGAUGAUGAGUACGGUCCCGCCUCGGAGGUGGAGAACGAUCGGCAGCAACGAGUGUACCGUGGACAACCUUCGACGAUCGGCCAGGUGCAACGUGACCGUGAUGGCCUGCGACGGAAUAUAAUAUCGGAGAGGGAGAAGGAUAGCCUGGUGAGCGCACGUGCCCAAGCGGAGUCUCAUUACAGAACGCCCGUCCCGACCACCGAAGCGCCGAGGCUUGCUAAAACUCUGGCCUCGACCGUGGCGCCCGUCUUAUCCAAAGCUUACUACAGCGAUCCAGAUCAAAGCUAUCCAUAUUACACGAUUUACGACGACGACGUUUCUAUUUACAAGGACGAUGAUUACAAUCAAUAUACCAUCAAUCAGACAGUGCAGCAACCAAACGUGAAAAUUAGCGAGGUAAACACGAAGCAAUAUCAGAAACCCAAGAAGGUCGCCGUGAAUGAGGCUGACAAGUAUAAUUUAAAUCACGACGUGCAAGAUUAUGAUAUUUACGAAAAUCAGGUAUCGUGCAAUUACGCGACAUCGCGACUCGAUUAAUUUAUUUGCGAGUGCAGAACGAACGUGCUCAGCCAUCCCGUGGUCCACGUAACAACGCCGAAUGUCAUCGUGGAUACUUUUAUACCGCUGACCACGAGCACACAGACCCCCAGCACGAGCAGCAGACCUUACACCGUCAAUGCACCGAGCCGAGGUCGGCCGCAGCAGAUCCACCGGGGCACUGCACCGCCGCGAUCGCGACCAACGUUAAAGCCGUCCACCGAGAUAGUCUCGAAGGCGCAGGAAUUCGUUGACAUCUAUCGGUAUCCCCCGGUGAGACCAGCGCCGAUCUACCCGACGCCUCAGGUGGACAAACCGGCGGCGAAAUGCCGCAGAGACGUCUGCUUGCUUCCGGAUUGCAGCUGCGGUGGCGCCGAUAUACCAGGUGGUAUUCCGAACGAGCAGACGCCGCAGAUCGUUCUGCUCACUUUCGACGACGCCGUAAACGAUCUUAACAAACCCCUGUACAGCGAACUGUUCGAAAACGGCCGUAAGAAUCCAAACGGCUGCCCGAUCACGGCGACUUUUUACGUCUCGCACGAAUGGACAGACUAUAGCCAGGUGCAAAAUCUCUAUGCGGACGGCCACGAAAUGGCGUCUCACACCGUCUCGCACAGUUUCGGUGAGCAAUUUUCGGCGCGAAAGUGGGCGCGAGAAGUUGCUGGGCAGCGCGAAAUUCUGUCGGCGUACGGUGGUGUCAAGUUGGAGGAUGUCAGAGGAAUGAGAGCCCCCUUCUUAUCGGUCGGAGGAAACAACAUGUUUAAAAUGCUCUGGGACACAAACUUUACGUAUGAUUCCUCUAUGCCCAUCUAUGAGAACCGACCACCCAGUUGGCCGUACACGUUGGAUUACAAACUCUUCCACGACUGUAUGAUACCGCCUUGUCCCACGAGAUCCUAUCCAGGAUUGUGGGAAGUUCCUAUGGUAAUGUGGCAAGAUCUCAAUGGAGGUAGAUGUUCCAUGGGAGAUGCCUGCAGUAACCCACCGACACCAGACGGCGUAUACAAGAUGCUCAUUAAGAACUUCGAGAGGCAUUAUACGACUAAUAGGGCGCCUUUCGGUCUGUUCUAUCAUGCUGCAUGGUUUACUCAGCCGCAUCACAAAGAAGGCUUUAUAUCAUUUCUUGACACCAUCGUCGCAAUGGAUGACGUAUGGAUAAUUACAAAUUGGCAGGCCAUACAAUGGAUCAGGAAUCCAACGCCUCUGGCACUUCUGCACACGUUUGAACCCUUUGGAUGCCAUUAUCCGGACCGACCUAAGAAGUGCAACAACCCAAAGGUCUGCAAUUUAUGGCACAAAAGCGGCGUGAGAUACAUGAAAACCUGUCAGGCGUGCCCGGACAUUUAUCCUUGGACAGGCAAAACCGGCAUACGUAGCAGUCGUAUCGAUAACGAAGUUGACGCCCAUGAAUGAUACUUUAUACGAAGGGAAGCUUCAAACAUCGUUGCUACCGGAAAAUCUUAUCUAAAGAGCAACGGAUCCAGAUAAUGCGACUGCCCAAAAGACGCGAUCAAGACAUUUAAAUAAGGACUUAAUUCUUAUCUGACGUAGCACGAGUGGUCUUUUGUAGAUCUAGAUAUAUGAAGGUCUCCUUCAUCUUUUGCGUAUCUAAAGAACAUAUAUAUAUAUAUAUAUUUUUUUUCUUUGGGAACACCUUUUUAAAUGCCUCUGAAAGGCGUAUCGAGCAUUCUUUGGGCAUUCGCAUCGUUUGAGAAACAUUGUGACAGCGCGCGAGGGGAGACAUUCUUCUCUGUUCGAGUAGGUAACUUCAAGUAUUACACGCGCGUGUCCUUAAACGGGCACAUUUUUGGGCCGAGUACGCCGAUGCAAGUUUUAUGCUGAGGAGGAUCUCGCAAAAUUCCAGCCGGAUAAGAUUAGAUUUCGCGCCAGUUGUUACACUGGGCCUCUUAACGACUCGAGAUUUUUAUUAUUUAAUAGAUAUUUAAUAUUGUUAUAUUUGUCAACUGCAAGUUUAUAAUCGAACAGAUCAUUAGUUUGGAGCGAGCGUUAGCUUUGUCCCGAGAAAGAAAAAAAAA
Pogonomyrmex barbatus (red harvester ant) is the source of this 2862-nucleotide messenger RNA. It is a transcript of the gene Cda5, whose product is annotated as Chitin deacetylase-like 5. The record is from RefSeq and is a predicted model, not a curated record. Gene Ontology annotation, molecular function: hydrolase activity, acting on carbon-nitrogen (but not peptide) bonds; chitin binding. Gene Ontology annotation, cellular component: extracellular region. Gene Ontology annotation, biological process: carbohydrate metabolic process. NCBI's taxonomy places the organism in Eukaryota, Metazoa, Arthropoda, Insecta, Hymenoptera, Formicidae.